This is a messenger RNA of Pieris napi, 1035 nucleotides long. Its product is annotated as prostamide/prostaglandin F synthase-like. Bases 148 to 762 code for a protein of 204 amino acids. Lineage: Eukaryota; Metazoa; Arthropoda; Insecta; Lepidoptera; Pieridae. The record is from RefSeq and is a predicted model, not a curated record. The transcript is spliced from 7 exons.
UUCUCUCCGACUAAUAGACUUGUAUCCAUGUUCAUGUUAUUACUUAUUUUCAAACUUGUUGGCGGUCUGAAAACAGCUUCAGUUACGCUUUUCAAAAAUAAAUCAUUUAACUAAUUGGAUUUUGGAAGUCGUCUAUCCACAGUUAAAAUGGCUUUUGACCUAACCAAUAUAGGUUCUAUGAAAGUUGUUAGUUUGCCCGGCGGAGAGACAUCGGAAUUGAAAAAUUUCUGGCAAGAUCAAAAUGUUGCCAUAGUUUUCUUUCGGCGUUGGGGAUGUAUGUUCUGUCGGCUUUGGGCUAAAGAGCUUGAUGAUAUUGCACCGGUUCUCAAGAAUAACAACAUUCGUUUGAUCGGUGUGGGUGUGGAAGAAGCGGGUUCUAAAGAAUUUAUCGACGGAAAGUAUUUCGAUGGCGAACUCUUCUACGCUGAAGAUCGCUCAAUUUACCAGAAACUAGGGUUCAAGAGAUUUAACGUGGUGACAAUUCUCACUUCGUUGCUAUGGAAACAGUCGAGGGAGGCCAUCGCCAAAGGAAAUAAGAUGGGUCUAGAAAAUGAUCUCGUUGGAGACGGUUUACAAAAUGGCGGAAUUCUAUUGAUGAAAAAGGGCGGGAAGCUCAUCUGUCAUUUCGCGCAAUUCGCACCAAGCGAGCGCUUGACAAAUUUGGAAAUUUGCAAGUGUUUUGGCUUAGAGCAUGAAUACAAUGCCGAGACUAUGGCUAAUAAGAAACGCGAAGACAUGGAAUGCAGCAGGACUUCCAAGUAAUCGGUAGAACAGCAGUUAGCAUCACCACAAUAGACAUCAUAAAUAAAAUCUAAACAUUUCGUCCAUUCGUCUUAUAAACGUAUUAUAAAUCUAAUUAAGUUAAAGUAUGUUUUUUCAUGUUUAUUUGUUUUGAAAGGGACAGUCGAAUGGUAAAACCAUUGUCUAUUUGAGAUUUGUAAUACGUUUACGAAUAAAUGUCGUUGUAUAUGGAACGUGUAAGUUUAUCGAUAAUUUCAUAGAAUACUUUUAAUAAAGGUUUCCACGGAAAAUGGA